Messenger RNA from Struthio camelus australis, 744 nucleotides. Lineage: Eukaryota; Metazoa; Chordata; Aves; Struthioniformes; Struthionidae. The record is from RefSeq and is a predicted model, not a curated record.
AUGAAGACAGUGGUGGACACCACUUGUUUGAUCUGCAGGCAUCGAGACACAGAAAAUAGAGACAAUGGCUACCUGAUACAGACUGAAAAGUGGAAGUGGUUUGCAGAGGAGAGCUGGGAGUUUGGAGGGAUUACACUUGGAGCAGAAGAUGGUUCAAGAGGAAAUAAGCUUAAACUGAUGCUUCAAAAACGAGAAGCCCCUGUUGCCAUUAAGCCUGAGGUGUCAGUGAGAGAAAACAAGGCCAAAGAGUUCUUAAGCAGCUUGAAACGCCAGAAGCGCCAGCUAUGGGACAGAACUCAACCUGAUGUGCAACAGUGGUACCAGCAGUUCCUGUACCUGGGAUUUGAUGAAGCGAAAUUUGAAGAUGACAUCUCCUACUGGACAAGCUUAGGCCGGCAGGGUAACGAAUACUACGGUGGAUAUUACCAACACCACUAUGAUGAAGAUUCACCAAUUGGUCCACGGAAUCCACAUACCUUCAGGCAUGGAGCAGGUGUCAACUAUGAUGAUUACUAAUGCCAUGUAUCCUGCUAUAGUUAGUAUCAAUAUGGCUGUGUUGGGCUUGGCUGAGUCUUCCCUCAGCCAGUGGUGCUGCUUUCCGACUAGCUAUUCACGUAAAACAGCAAGAAUAAAGGAACUGCGAGAUGCAACAUGGCUUUUUUUUUAUAGUUACUUAGUAGUACACUUUAUAUAAAGUGUUAUAGAAAUAAAGCUUUUUUGAUAAAAUAAAUAGCUUUCCGCUUA